Molecule: messenger RNA, 568 nt
Organism: Numida meleagris (helmeted guineafowl)
Lineage: Eukaryota; Metazoa; Chordata; Aves; Galliformes; Numididae
Gene: PROK1
Product: prokineticin 1
Exons: 3
Coding region: 1-318 (105 amino acids)
Source: RefSeq, a predicted model, not a curated record
AUGCGACGGCUGCUGCAGACCCUCUGCCUGCUGCUGCUGCUGCCCUCGCCCCGCGGAGCCGUCAUCACGGGGGCCUGCGAGCGGGACCCGCAGUGCGGCAGUGGGACGUGCUGCGCCGUCAGCCUCUGGCUGCGGGGUCUGCGGAUGUGCACCCCGCUGGGGCAGGAGGGGGACGAGUGCCACCCCUUCAGCCACAAGGUCCCGUUCCUUGGGAAGCGCCAGCACCACACCUGCCCCUGUCUGCCCAACUUCAGCUGCUCCAGGUUCCUCGAUGGCCGCUACCGCUGCUCGCUCGACUUCAAGAAUUUUGACUUUUAGGUGAUGGAGCCGUGAGUUUCGUCCCGGCCGCCAGCCCCCAGCGCCCAUUUCUCGCCCCUCUUUUUGCUCAACACACUGUCCCCCCAGGCAACCCUAAAAGCGUUGCUAGAUAGCGUUGCUACAAGCUGUGUAUACGGGGAAACUGAGGCACGGUCAAGCGAAGCUGCUCUGGCACAUUGCUUAGCAAAGCUCUGCCCCCAGAGCAGAUAGAGGACAGCAAACAUCUUGGGCCUCCAAAAACCCUUUCACA